Meira miltonrushii is the source of this 624-nucleotide messenger RNA. RefSeq lists its product as uncharacterized. The transcript has 4 exons. NCBI's taxonomy places the organism in Eukaryota, Fungi, Basidiomycota, Exobasidiomycetes, Exobasidiales, Brachybasidiaceae. The record is from RefSeq and is a predicted model, not a curated record. The coding region runs from base 1 to 624 and encodes 207 amino acids.
AUGAACGAAAUAUCACCAGAAGAGCUUCCUGAUUGCACACGGGCUCUGCUCGAUGUAUUGGAUCCGGAAGAGGAUUUGAGACUGUAUGCUCAGAUAGAAGCAGGAAUCAGAGAUACAGAGAGUCAGCGAAAGCAAGAGGUACACGAGAUUCAAAGUCAUGUCAAAGUCCUGUCACAAACGCUUUCUCAAUUACGAGCAACAUCGACGCGUGAUUCAGCGGGAUGGAAGUCGAACACAGAACAUGAUGACGAAAUGGAAAAGCUGCAAUCGCAAAAUUUUGAUCUUGUAAAGAGGAUCAACGAUCAAGAAGCUCGAUUGCGUAUCUUAGAGGCAGAUGUAGCUGCUCUAGAAAAAGAAGUUGCUUCAAUCGAUGAAGACGAUGUCGAAAGUCAAGAAGAGAUGGACAAAGAUGCAAUUGCUGUCGGCCUGUUCAGAAAGAUGGGCUUUGUUCCGUGCUACCUCAAAGCAGAUGGAACGGAAGUGAAAGAUACCUUCCAGUCCUUAAUGGUUCGAUCAGAGGCAAAGAAUCGUUCAACAGAAUUCGACGUAGAUGACGAAAAAAUGCGUACAAGGGGAAUUACUCCGUAUAUCCUUGCCAAUCAGCUUUGGCUAGCCAGCGAAUGA